Cryptococcus deneoformans JEC21 is the source of this 2034-nucleotide messenger RNA. Its product is annotated as expressed protein. The record is from RefSeq and is a predicted model, not a curated record. The coding region runs from base 128 to 1207 and encodes 359 amino acids. Lineage: Eukaryota; Fungi; Basidiomycota; Tremellomycetes; Tremellales; Cryptococcaceae. The transcript is spliced from 5 exons.
CCGACUGUACAAGUACAAGUAAACAAAGACAAUAGGGAAGGUGUGUCACCUGGGUCACUAUUCAGACUCAACACCAACAACCGACACACUCGAGAUCUCACUCUUCCGAGAUUCAAAUCGGGAUAGCAUGGUCCUUCCCGAAGCGAGACCACUACAUCUGCCCCUAUCCUCCAUUAUCCCACCUUCCGGUCCUAAUCCAGGGCCGCCGCACACCCUCCCCGUGCCCAGCUACAUUCUUGGCCCUCUUCCGCCCACGUCUCCUCUUCACUUGGCACUCCGUUACCUUGACCUGGCAGAUGACGCUACCAGAGAAGACUGCGCUUCCAAUGCAAGACAUGGCAGCAACAGCCAAGGCAGCAACAGCCAAAAUAUGACACGAGGUGAACACGAUGGAAAAGGCGCGCUAAACACACCUACCAGGGUUCUCCUAGUGACGGGACCUAAAGCAGCGUUUCAAGAUGCGAUUGAAAGUGAGGAUGAGAGAUGGUUCCGUGAGCACGGAGGGUGGAUGAGCGUCAUUCAAAAGCUGAAGAGGAUUGAUAUGAGAUUUUGUCCCUCUGCGAAACACCUUCAAUUACUCCUCACUCUACUCUCGAAGAAUCAAAGUAGGCAGGCCAACGCUGAUAGCCACACGUUGGAUGGCUGUCCCGGUUUAGUGAUCCUAUGGAAUGUGGCGGAGCUGUUCAUGGUGUCGUCUACUGACACUGAACUACAAGAAAACAAAGUAAAAGAAGACAAGAAUGGCAAUUCGCCAGGGUGCAGCAGUGGCAAGCAAUUCAACGCCAGUAUCUGCAUUUCUGAUUACCUCAAUGUACUUGCUGCCGCCAGAGAGACAGCCAAUCAUUUCUCUUCUAUCGACCCAUCGGGACUUUCGACUCAACUCGUGGUCAUGGAACCUAACUUGACAGCUCAUUCCAGUCUGCCGGUGCUUCCACCCAGUGCCCAGGGCGAAUCGUCCGGUGUCUCAUCGCGACAAGCGCCCAGGGAGAAGAGAAUAUUUGUUGUGGACGGAGCCAGGCACUUGAUGGGUGAGAGUAACGUGGCUGUGAUACAACAACAAGGAGAAGAGCAGGAGGUACCCACAGAAUAUGAGUUGACAGUAGGCCGUGCGCAAGGGACUUUUGCAAUGAAACGGCAACGUCGCAAAGGCGGAGAUUGGACAGCGCAACAAGACGAGCUGCACGGCUGGGAAUGGGAAUGGGAAUGAUGAUACAAUGUGAUCAUUACUUUCUUGCCCCCCACCAUCCCUUGCCGUAGCUGACCAGCACCUCAUCGCCUUUGCCAAUGCCGCCUCUGAGACUCCAAAUCUCCAUUCUCAGUUCCCCGCCUUCACCUUUACCAACUCGAAACUCGGCAUUUGGCCCGGCGGGUUUGACUCCUCGAUAGUCAUUAACGAAUCUCCCUGCAUUACCCUCUCGAGCUGCAUCUACACCUAUCGAUAUAUGCUGCCCAGGGAAGGGGUUUCUGAUGUCAGAGGAAGACAGUCGAAGAAGAGACAAAUCGUAGUCGCUUUCAGAAUGUUCAUCAAGGAUGGAGUCGCUUCCGUUGUCAGGUGUGAAAGUGACAUGGAUGAUACCAAGAUACGGGAUAACGAGUUCGUUUUCCUUGACUUUCUGUCUGGCGAAAAGUCCCAGUUGUCCAUAAGCGGGAUGUGAGACUUCAGCAAUCUUUUUGAUCUGGACAUGAGACGGAUGUUUGGUUGUUUGGGGUGUAAAACUGGGUGACGCAAUGAACGGGAGAAGGGAAGGAGGAAACUUCGGGGAAAGGCGAGGUUUAGACAAGUAGAUCACGGAAGCAGGCCAAUUGGGAGGAGGUGCGGCAUCAUGGCCUUUGCUUGGAGGCAUGUUUACGCGAGGGUUUUGGUAAAUCAGAAGGCGAUGAUCAUGGACUGAUUACGACGACUGCACACAGUACCGUACUAAGGAUUACUCUGGGAGUGGUAUCCUUUUGGUCCAGUAGGACGAGAACAUCAGCAUCAGCACUUGUUACUGAUGGCAAAUGACCGGCUUAGAUUAUUUGCUUACUACCUUUUCA